Molecule: messenger RNA, 1680 nt
Organism: Pseudozyma hubeiensis SY62
Lineage: Eukaryota; Fungi; Basidiomycota; Ustilaginomycetes; Ustilaginales; Ustilaginaceae
Product: likely protein kinase
Exons: 1
Coding region: 1-1680 (559 amino acids)
Biological process (GO): peptidyl-serine phosphorylation; intracellular signal transduction
Cellular component (GO): spindle pole body
Molecular function (GO): protein serine/threonine kinase activity; ATP binding
Source: RefSeq, a predicted model, not a curated record
AUGGACGCGAGCACCUCGGCGGCUUCGCCCCUCACCCCUUCCAAGAAGGAAAACAGCUACUCGCACCACUCGGCCAUCAACGAACACAUCAAGCCUCCCAAAAACCACGAGCUCUCGCGCAUCAACGAGUCCUCCAACGAUUCGCAGCCCGAUCCGAAGGGCAGCUACAGGAGCUGGAGACGAGGAGAAGGCCUCCAGCCCUGGGAGAACGACAUCGUCCGCAGCACCGAGGUCCAACGCAAAGCCAAUGUAGCUCAGCUCUACUUCCUCAACUACUACUUUGACAACCUUCGGUACAUCGCCGACCGCAAGGCUAGAUAUGCACGCUUCCAAGACUCUACACGCGCUCGCGGUUUGUUGCCAGACACCCAGGAUGCAGACCCCUCGCCCGAAUACCUCAAGGAGCGCAGCUCCUACUUUGGUCGUGAACGCGUCUUGCUUCGAAAGAGGAGGACCAAGCUGCGCGUCAACCAGUUCCACAUCAUCACCCAGGUAGGCGCAGGUGGCUACGGUGAGGUCUUCCUCGCUCGUAAGCGUGACACGGGCGAGAUCUGUGCACUCAAGCGACUCAAGAAGCGCAUCCUGGUCAAGAUGGACGAGGUGCGCCACGUUCUCACAGAGAGGGACAUUCUCACCGCCACAAAGACGCCCUGGUUGGUGCGUCUGCUCUACGCUUUCCAAGAUCCCGACCACGUCUUCCUCGCCAUGGAGUACGUUCCAGGUGGAGACUUCCGCACGCUCCUCUGCAACAACGGCGCUCUCAAGGAGGAGUAUGCUCGAUUCUACAUGGCCGAGAUGAUCGUCUCUGUCAAUGAGCUCCACCGCCUCGGCUACAUCCACCGCGACCUCAAACCCGAAAACUUCCUCGUCGAUUCGAGCGGUCACGUCAAGCUCACCGACUUUGGCCUCGCCUCGGGUGCGCUCAGCCCGGGCAAGAUCGAGUCUAUGAAGGCAAAACUCGACGCAGUCAAAGACACCGACUUUGUCUAUCGUACGCCCGCCGAACGCGGAUCCAUGUACAAAAAGAUGAUCCAGCACACCCAGCACCGCGCCAACUCGAUCGUGGGCAGCCCAGAUUACAUUGCACCCGAGAUGCUUCGCGGACGCCAGUACAGCUUCGGCGUCGACUACUGGAGUCUCGGAUGCAUCUUGUACGAGUUCUUGUGCGGCUUCCCGCCCUUCAGCGGGAGCAACCCGGACGAGACGUUCGCCAACCUCAAGAACUGGCAAAAGGUGCUGCAGCGUCCUGUCUACGACACGCCCGAAAACAUGCAGUUCAACUUGAGCGAUGUAGCGUGGGACGCCAUCACCAAGCUCGUCGACACGCCCGAACGCCGAUACAGCAGCCUCGAGCCUGUGCAAGCGCACCCCUUCUUCCGUUCGCUAGACUUGAACCGUCUGCGUGAGCUCAAGGCACCGUUCAUCCCCGAGCUCGAGAACGAGGAGGACACGGGCUACUUUGACAAUUUUGAGGACCCUGCCGACAUGGCGCGCUACAAGGAUGUCCACGAGAAGCAGAAGAACGUCGAGGCGGUAAGCGAGAACGGCUCGGGCGCCGGAGGUCGCGCUCUCUGGGUUGGCUUUACCUUUGGCAAGAACCACCUCGGCGCGAAUGGCAAGCCUCUCUUCCCGGCGUCGACGUCCAAGGACGCUUCCGACGCGUUCGCCACCAUGUUUUAG